UCGCUGCUGCUGUGCGCGAUGCCGCGAUCAGUGUAGUAUAUGUGUCAGUGAAAGGUCUGUCGGCCGUGGCGUGUUCUCUGCUGGACUGAAGGACUUGUUGAUGUUGAGUUGGCGUUUUGGAUGAUGAGUCGAGGAGAGUCUAGACAUUUUAACGAAAAAAGGAUUUAAACUCAAGUGCUGUUGAUAGAGUGCCAUGACUGUACGCAGAGUGAAUGUGGUCAUUCUUGUGCUACUUGUCAUCGCCUUUUUAAUUAUAUUGCAUCGCAACCUGCUGAAUCUCAAUGAUUUCCUCAAGCAAGAGAGCUCCGCAGACACAGUGCCUGGGAUGGUCCUGCCCUUUGAGACGGACUUCCUGUUGGAUCAUAAGGUCAUCAGGACAGGAGAUGAGAUUCCUGUGGUCAUCACCGCUCCAGAGGAGAGACUGGGAGCUGCCGUCACUGCCAUGAACAGCAUCUACCGCAACAGCAAAGCCAAUGUAGUAUUCAAUAUAGUGACACUAAAUGAGUCCGUGGUCCAUCUCAGAACAUGGUUGAGUAAGACUGACAUGAAACACAGAGUGAUCAUAUUUGAUCCGAAGAUCCUCACAGGAAAGAUUUCCAAUGAUCCUCAGAAAGUGGAGGCAGUGAAGCCGUUGAACUUUGCCCGAUUCUUCUUGCCGGUUUUCUUGCCGGAUACAGAGAAAGUUAUUUACCUGGAUGAUGACGUAAUUGUACAAGGAGACAUUCGAGAGCUUUUCGACACCAGUAUUAAGGUGGGACAUGCGGCAGCUUUCUCCGAGGACUGUGACUCUGCGUCCUUUAAAGGCAUCGCCAGAGGAGCUGGAAAUCAGAACAGCUAUAUUGGUUUUCUGGACUUCAAAAAAGAGGCGAUCAAGAAGCUUGGCAUGAGAGCGAACACUUGCUCGUUCAAUCCUGGAGUCUUUGUGGCCAAUUUAACCGAGUGGAAGCAGCAGAAUAUCACCAGCCAGCUUGAGUUCUGGAUGGAGCGCAACGCCAAGGAGGAUCUUUACAGUAAGACUUUAGCAGACAGCAUCACAACGCCGCCUAUGCUUAUUGUAUUCUACAAGCACCACUCGAACAUUGAUCCAAUGUGGCACGUCCGACACCUCGGGGUGACAGGAGCCGGGAAUCGGUAUUCACCUCAGUUUGUGAAGGCUGCCAAACUUCUCCAUUGGAACGGACAUUAUAAGCCAUGGGGAAGAGCCUCCGCUUUUUCUGACAUUUGGGACAAAUGGUUCAUUCCAGAUCCCACAGGUAAAUUCCACCCAAUCCGGAGACUCGCCGUGGAAAAAUAAACCCUGGUUUGGGAAACACUGAUGCAGAUAUUUGACUUUGUUUGGGGAUGUUAAAAGGAUGUCUUGAUGCAAAAUAUGGGUUCUUCAUGAAACUUAAGAGUACCCAAGAAACUGGACCAACAUUGGAACAGAACAACAGCCAAUAGGCAACAUCUGACACCAGUGCACUACCUCAACACUCACUGUCUAAUUCCUAAGUAAUAACACUAAACCAUUUAUGGUGCAGCUUUUAAAAUCUUCAUUUUGUAUGUUACAUCCAAGUGUUUAGAAGGUUUGGUAUGUUCUCAAAUACUGUUGGGUGAAAUUAUGGACCCCCUCUUUUUUAUUUCAGUAUUUUAGAUUUUAGGCUUGAGACAAAAACUUGUGACAAUGAACAUUUCAGAAUUAUCUGUAUUUGACACUACAGGAACCACUUUCCCCUUGUGUUGUUACAUUUUUAUGGAUGCAUGUUUAUUUUUCCUCUCUCUCACUCUUUCUCCACAUAUCGGCUGUUACUCACCAUUGUCCUCAACUGGAAGGGUAAAAUGUCAAUGUGUACAUAAAGAAAAGUGUUACAACAAAUUGAAUAAAGCUCAGUAUAAGUUUU
This is a messenger RNA of Carassius auratus (goldfish), 1880 nucleotides long. RefSeq names its product glycosyltransferase 8 domain containing 1 (gene glt8d1). NCBI's taxonomy places the organism in Eukaryota, Metazoa, Chordata, Actinopteri, Cypriniformes, Cyprinidae. Gene Ontology annotation, molecular function: glycosyltransferase activity. The transcript is spliced from 10 exons. The record is from RefSeq and is a predicted model, not a curated record. Bases 194 to 1294 code for a protein of 366 amino acids. Gene Ontology annotation, cellular component: Golgi apparatus.